This is a messenger RNA of Benincasa hispida (wax gourd), 2769 nucleotides long. RefSeq names its product la-related protein 1C-like. Lineage: Eukaryota; Viridiplantae; Streptophyta; Magnoliopsida; Cucurbitales; Cucurbitaceae. The record is from RefSeq and is a predicted model, not a curated record. Gene Ontology annotation, molecular function: RNA binding.
AGUAUCCUGAGAAUUUCGAGUGAGAAGCAACCAAAAAAGAGGAGAGAGAAAGAGAGAGACAAGCGUUUCAGAGAGAGAGAGAAUUCUUGUUCUGAGCCGUCUCCGCUGCUCCUCCCUCCCACAAACCCCUUCAUCUUCGUCUCUCUCUUUCUCUUUCCGUGAUCUGAUCGCUGAAAUUUUUGGAAAUUCCUUCACAUUUUCGAAUCCUUUUCGUCGUCGUUGUUGUUUCUUGAUUCCAGCUCUUUAACUCGACGAAAGUUUUUUGAUCGCUUUUGUACAUUUCCCCCCUUUUGUUCAUCGAUUAACCUUUCGACUUCGCGCUCAGAAAACCCUAACUCGCAGUUUUUUUGUUUGUUUGUUUGUUGUUAUGGCUGCUACUAAUUUAUCUGAUAACAAUCCUGCAAUGGCCACCGCCCCCGCCCAUCAUUCUCGUCACUCCGGUCAAAACGUAAGUAGCCCUAAAUCACGCCGCUCCACUCGCCCAGUGUCGUCGCCGUGGACUCAGAUUGUCCGUGGUGAGUUGGAAAUUCCUGCUGUUGUUCCGUCUUCUCCAGCGAACAUGACAUCUUCGGCGGCUAUUGUUGAACCGCGUUCUUCUUUCCCUUCUUCUUCACCGUCCUCUUCUUUAGCUGUGGAAGAACCAGCUGGAGCUGAGAGAUCAGAGAGUGGGAAUGAGUCACUGUCCAAUGCGGGAAAUAAGCCCGCCUGGAAUAAGCUGUCUAAUGGGGCCGUGGAGGUAGGGCCUGUUAUGGGGGCUGUAUCUUGGCCAGCCUUAUCAGAGUCCACUCGGUUUUCAACUAAAUCGUCUUUGGAAUCACCGAAAGAUUCAGUGGAUGGAUCUAUUGGCCCUGCAUGCGAGGGGAUAGGGAAUCCACCAUCCUUGCCAUAUAAAGAAUGUAAUAGUGCAAGUCCAAUUUCGAAUCCAAAUCCAAAUCCAGCUCCAACUCCGACACUAACUCCAACCCUAACUCCAACUCAUCGUCAGAAGUCGAUGAAACGUAGUGGUGCUAGCAAUUCACACAGUGGUGGUGUCUCUCAACAGUCGACAACUCCAGGUUCCAUAAUUGAUACAACUCCUAGUAAUCCAUCCUCUAAGGAGCACAUUCAGAGGAGUUCAUUUGCUUCGCAAUCACAAAAUGAUCAUAGCUAUCAACAUCAACGUAAUUCAUUUAGUCGUCGUGGGUCUGGUUAUCCACGUGGUGAUAGUUCUCACCAUCACAAUCAUGGCUCCAGGCGUGAUCAUGAUCGUGGAAACCAUGAUUGGAAUCCCCAUCGUAAUUAUGGACAGCCUCAGAGAGUUGUUCAAAGAUAUAUAAGGCCUCCACCCCCCCCUAGUAAUGCUACCUUUGUUCCUUCAUCUAUGAGGCCUCUUGGGGGUCCUAUACCUUUCCACGAAUUUGUGCCUCCAGUGGUAUAUGUCGCAGCUCCUCCUCAGGAGGCCCUUAGAAGUGUACCUUUUGUGGCUCCAAUACCACCUAACGCAGUGUUUUUUCCUGCUUCAGACCCUCAGUUAUAUGCUAGGAUAGUCCAUCAGAUAGAAUACUAUUUCAGCGAUGGGAACUUAGUAAAAGAUACUUUCUUGAGAGGGAAGAUGGAUGAAGAUGGAUGGGUUCCAAUUCAUUUGGUGGCCAGCUUCAAAAUGGUUCGAUCUCUAACUGACAAUAUCCCAGUAAUAUUGGAUGCGUUGCGGAUGAUAUCCACUUCAUUAGAAGUACAGGGGGAUAAGGUGAGGAGGCGAAAUGAUUAUAGCAAAUGGAUAAUGCUACCUUCAACUCAAACUUCUAAUGACGUUGCCCCAUUAAGCCCAGCAAACUCCAGUCAAGAUUUGCUGGCUGCUGGUGUUCAGAGUAUCACGUUAGAGACUUACAGCGGUACAGAAAGUUGGGGUGAUUUCCAUGUCGAGGCUCUGCAAAGUCAAUCACCUCGGAAUUUCAAUAGCCAGUCACAGCCCUUAGGUACAGGCAAGCCAAAUAUUGGCACAGGUUUGGAUCACUCCUUUUCUGCAAGGAAUUAGACCUUAUACAUGCUGAAGCCCAUGUCUUUUAUGAGAACAAAAACAAAAACAUAUUUACAUAUAUGGGUAGUAGAAACUAUGGAGAUAAGUUAUAACACUGGGUUCUGUUAAAUAUGGAUGCCUUCUUGAUGCACGAUGAAUCUUUUUUCUCUCGUGCGCCUUGGUAAAGAAGGCAAACUGUGGCAAAUAAGGAGGCAAAAUGAAGGUAGUAAAAAAGAGAAAUAACUCUAGAAAGAUAAAAAUUACUCAAAACAUUUUCUUUUAACGGGGCAACUAAAGGGAUCCAUUUAUGGUUUUGUGGGAUGUUGCCUUUGCCUUUGUUACUUAAAUUUAUUCUCUUUGUGCUCCUUGGUGAUGGGCAAUACUUUUGCCAUGGAGAAUCUUGAUUGCUUCUCCAUGCUGGUGCCCCCAGCUGGUUUUUCUUUUUGAUAUCCUUGGAGGCAGAAAACCUUGAGUCGUCAGGAAAAAGACAAAAAUGGUUCUGCAAAGGAAGUAAAGAUGCUGGCUGAUCUUCUUCGUCGUUAAUUUAUAGAGAUUGGCCGUCUUUGGAUGCUCUGAUUGCAGCUCUGCUCCAUCUUGAAGACUUUUUCUUUUUUCUUUUUCUCCCUUUUUUUUUCUCUCAAGACUUAUCUUUUGCUCUCUAAAUGUCAAAUGGAAUAACUUUGCAUACUUUUUUAAUAUUAGACUGCAUAAAAUGUGCCUCUGUGGAUACAGGUUCUGGUUGGCGCAUCUUGUUAUGAACUUUAUUUCCCAUU